Lathyrus oleraceus (garden pea) is the source of this 2104-nucleotide messenger RNA. RefSeq lists its product as uncharacterized. Gene Ontology annotation, molecular function: DNA helicase activity. Lineage: Eukaryota; Viridiplantae; Streptophyta; Magnoliopsida; Fabales; Fabaceae. Gene Ontology annotation, biological process: DNA repair; telomere maintenance. The transcript is spliced from 6 exons. The record is from RefSeq and is a predicted model, not a curated record. Bases 1 to 1812 code for a protein of 603 amino acids.
AUGCAAGCUGAAACAACAUGUGUCACUAUAGCGAAGUUGGAGAAGUUUGAAGUUGGUAAUUCCGGUUGGUAUUACGAUGGUUGUGUCGAAUGUACCAAGAGCGUCGCUGUAAAAGAUGGCAAACUUAAGUGCUAUGCAAAUCACAUAAGUUCUGAACCCGUGCCAAGGUACAAGCUUGAAGUGUUGGGAGUUGAUGGUAAAUUCAAGUCCCGCUUCGUCUUUUGGGAUAGUGACUGUUUCAAGUUAAUUGGAAAAUCUGCUCUACAGAUGAAAAAUGAAUUAGUGGAGGCCGGUGAAGACAAUCCGUUAGAAUUCCCUUUUGGUCUUGAUGCUAUGUUGAAGAAGGAGUUGGCAAUUAGAGCUGUUUUUCAACCGAAAUUUAAUCGUCUUUCGGUUAUUAGCUUUAAAGACGAUGAAGAUUCACAUAAGAAAGUUAAGGACACCUUCAAGUCUCAUGAGGUAUGUAUUAACAUAUUAUUGGCAAAUGUUUCAAGUGCCCUUCGUUCACAGAAAAAAAUUAUUCUUACUGUUGCUUCAAGUGGGAUAGCAUCAUUAUUAUUGCCAGGUGGAAGAACCGCACAUUCAAAGUUCAAAGUACCCAUGCCAACACUUGACAACUCAACUUGCAAUAUCGACAAAGACACUGAUCAUUCACAACUACUUGAAGCCACCGAUGUCAUAAUAUGGGAUGAAGCACCUAUGUCUCAUAGGCACUGCUUUGAGGCAUUGGAUAAAACCCUAAAAGAUGUCAUGAGCAAAAAGGGUUUCCAAAAUGCAAUUUUUGGUGGAAAGGUUGUUGUUUUCGGAGGAGAUUUCCGACAGAUUCUUCCAGUUGUUCCUAGAGCAAGUCGUUCUGAUAUUGUCCAUGCAUCUAUUAGCUCAUCCUAUGUUUGGGAAUAUUGUCAGGUUCUAAAGCUCACAAAGAAUAUGAGACUUCGACAUGGAAGGGAUAAUACAAGUUUUGAUGAACUAGCAAAAUUCUCAAAAUGGAUAUUGCAAGUUGGUGAUGGUAAGAUUUCUGAACCAAAUGAUGGAUUGGUUGAUAUAGAAAUUCCAAAAGAAUUAUUAAUUUCAAAUUUUGAAGAUCCAAUAAGGGCUAUCGUUGAUUACACAUAUCCAAAUUUGUUGGAAAAAUUUCAAGAUGUUACGUUCUUACAAGGAAAAGCCAUUCUUGCCUCAACCAUUGAAGUUGUGGAUAGAAUCAAUCAUUACAUAUUGGAUCUGAUACCAGGGGAAGAGAAAGAGUAUUUGAGUUUCGAUUCAAUUGAUAGAACAGACACAACUUAUAAUGAAUCUUAUGAAGUUUUAACUCCUGAAUUUCUUAGUAAAUUAAGAACAUCAGGAAUUCCAAAUCAUAAGAUCAAAUUGAAGGUCGGUACACCUAUUAUGCUAAUGAGAAAUUUGGACCAGGUUGAUGGACUGUGCAAUGGAACAAGAUUAAUUGUUACAAGGUUAGCAAACCAUGUCAUAGAGGCAAAAAUCAUGUCUGGAAAGAACAUAGGUAACAUUUUUUACAUUCCAAGAAUGUCUAUGUCACCGUCUGAUUCACCUUGGCCAUUUAAGUUGUUUCGGAGACAAUUUCCAAUAAUUGUCUCCUAUGCAAUGACAAUUAAUAAAUCCCAAGGUCAAUCACUUGAUAGUGUUGGAUUGUACUUGCCUACUCCAGUAUUUAGUCAUGGUCAGUUGUAUGUUGCUAUUUCACGAGUUAAGAGCAAAAGUGGGCUAAAAAUCCUAAUCCAUGACAAGGACAAUUCACCGUGUUCGACUACUACAAAUGUUGUGUACAAGGAGGUCUUCGAAGCACUUGGUUAACCGGCAUGCUAGCCAUCAUGUGGUCACACACAAUUCAAUUGAAUGAGACUACUUGAUCCUCAUUCGGCCAAAGACACAGUUGUUUGUUAACUUUUGAUAGCAUUUUUUUUACUUUGAAUAAUUGGACUAUGGUUGAAAUUUCUAUUGUUUUUUUUUUAUUUAAGAAUGUUUCAAAUUUCAAUUUAUUUUAGUUUUAAAUUCAUUUUAGUUUUAAGAUCCAGAAUACUUUUCGAACUAAAGUUUACUAUGCUAUUUGUCCAGAAUAGCUAUAUAAAUCUGCCCUUUUAUUUUA